AUGAAUCCUCCGAUGACGGAACUAAGUUAUCAAGCUAUCCGCACAGCCAACCAGGCUCGGGAGGCGGAUGAGCUUAGGACUGAAAGUAGAAAAAAGAACUUACUGAUUUUAGUCCUGAAUUACAUGCAUGAAGAAGGCUAUCUAGACUCUGCACAAAGUUUAGCAAAGGAGACAAAUAUAGACCUAAGUAAAUAUGAGGUGUGUGAUAACAUUGACCUGGAGACAAUUCUUAUGGAGUAUGAGUCCUACUACUAUGUCAAAUUUGCCAAGUAUCCAAAGAUCACCAAGAAACUCACACAGAGUGGACAUCCAGCAGGUGAUGGGCGUGGUCGGGCUCCACACAAGAUGACACGAACAAACAGAAACAAUAAAGAAAGCAUUAGACGCAGAACCGAGUCUGGUCACUCUGGCAACAAAUCUGCAUCCACUACACCAUCACUUCCAAGGAUUCCUCAGAAUGCUCGUCCUCCUAGUCCUCCAACAUCUGGGCGUCCUAAGUCUGGUGCCAACCGCCAGAGGGCAGUGCAGUCGUCUACGCGGCCACGUGCUAAUGGACAUGACCGUCAAGAUAAGGUUAUGAAUGGAAUUCCUAAUGGAGAUAUGGGCCUAGCUUUACAAGGUCUGACUGUCCAGGGAUCCAACAGUAAUCCUGAUAACAGAAUCGUAGAAGAACCUUCCAAAAAAUUACGAGCGCCGGGCCAGAUAAUAGACAUCAGGUCAAUGAUAAAUGAGGCCACUAGGAUGUCUGCUGAAGAAGGUGCUGACCAGAAUGAUCGACUGUUGAAACCUCUAGGAGGAUAUGUAGGGUACAAUUCCGAAUGGAGGGAACUCGCCCAGGUUAUCAGUAGGGAUAUUUACUCACAAGACCCUAAUGUCAAGUGGGAUGAUAUUAUAGGUCUAGACGAAGCUAAACGUUUAUCCAAGGAAGCUGUAGUAUAUCCAAUUAAGUAUCCACAGUUAUUCAAAGGAAUACUGUCUCCAUGGAAAGGAUUGCUACUGUACGGCCCGCCUGGUACAGGAAAAACAUUAUUAGCAAAGGCAAUAGCCACAGAAUGUAAGACAACAUUCUUCAAUAUAUCUGCAUCUACUAUAGUCAGCAAAUGGAGAGGAGACUCAGAGAAGCUAGUCAGGGUGCUAUUUGAAAUGGCUAGAUAUUAUGCUCCCUCCACUAUAUUCCUUGAUGAAUUAGAAGCUAUAAUGAGUCAGAGAGGUUCCAGUGGUGGUGGUGGAGAACACGAAGGGAGCAGACGUAUGAAGACAGAGUUACUGGUGCAGAUGGAUGGUCUGGCUAAGACAGAUGAUCUUGUUUUCUUGUUAGCUGCCUCUAACUUACCAUGGGAAUUAGACCAAGCCAUGCUACGUCGACUUGAGAAGAGGAUAAUUGUUGACCUGCCUACAUAUGAGGCCAGGAAGGCCAUGUUUAGGUAUUAUCUACCACAUGUAGUAUGUCCUAAAGAAGGCGGGUUGGAACUCCUCUCUCACCUGGACUACGAACUGCUGGCAAAUAGAACAGAAAGUUAUUCUGGUUCUGACCUGAGGUUAGUGUGUAAAGAGGCUGCCAUGAGACCAGUUAGAAAAAUAUUUGAUGCUCUGGAAAAAAAUGACAAAGAUGGCGACCAGCUCCAUUUCAGGCUGGACACAAUAACGACCUCAGAUGUAUUAAAAGCUGUAGAUCGGACUAAACCCUCUGCCUCCAAACUGAAGGAAAAAUACAGUGCCUGGCAGAGAGAGUAUGAGUCUGUGUGA
This is a messenger RNA of Ylistrum balloti, 1746 nucleotides long. RefSeq names its product katanin p60 ATPase-containing subunit A-like 2. The transcript is spliced from 19 exons. The coding region runs from base 1 to 1746 and encodes 581 amino acids. Gene Ontology annotation, molecular function: ATP hydrolysis activity; protein binding; ATP binding. Lineage: Eukaryota; Metazoa; Mollusca; Bivalvia; Pectinida; Pectinidae. The record is from RefSeq and is a predicted model, not a curated record.